Molecule: messenger RNA, 1594 nt
Organism: Ctenopharyngodon idella (grass carp)
Lineage: Eukaryota; Metazoa; Chordata; Actinopteri; Cypriniformes; Xenocyprididae
Product: cystatin-like protein
Exons: 4
Coding region: 72-566 (164 amino acids)
Source: RefSeq, a predicted model, not a curated record
GUAGACGUGACACCAGUUACUGCUUCUGACCAGAUCGGGCAAACAGUGAAGAACUUCAGUUAUUGUGCAAGAUGAGAGGUUCACUGUUACUGCUUAGCGCUCUGUUACUGCUGGAGUCCACAGACGGAAACAAAGAAUAUCAACUAGGCCAACCUGAGACAAACAUCAUUAUUGACAAGGCAAUAAAAGAAGCCAAUGAGAGACAUGGAAAAGCCAAACACCUUGAUUUUGUCUCCAUUUUAAGUUCUGAUUAUGACAAGCGCAUGCUUAAUGUGUUAUUAAAACCCACCACAUGUGACAAGACAAUACCGUUUGUCCAUCGGAAAGACUGUAAAAUCCAAAAUAAGGCUACACCUCAAGUUUCUUGUGUUGAAUGUCGUGGAGAGAUGUCCUGUUUACUUCUCAGAGAACAAGAAAAGGUACAUCACAUAUUAGUCACAUAUUGGGGACAAAGACCUCAUUUAUUCACCAUCAUGAUCCAGACUUUUUGUUGUCAAGAUUUUCCUGCACUAAAAGGUUUUAACUGUUCUCAUUGCAGAUUAAACAAACUGUAUCCGAAUGUUUGAAUCUCCCAUCAGUUAAUGAUCAACAUACUGGGGCAGCACAUCCACUGUUCAGAAAAGGAGAAGAUGAGCAACAAUCAGGAUGUCUGGGAUGCAUCUGAGAAAUAAAAAUGAUCAAGGAUCUUUGCAGCUGGACAUAUGAAUGAAAAAAAAAAAAACUACUAAUGAAAUGUACCCUAUAAAAUUGACCUCUCAGGCCAAGUUUCUUUAUCUAGAAUUUAAUUAUAAAGAUUAAUGUGUAUUUUUGCUCAACUAAAGCAGUCUUCUCAAUAUGUUUCAAUUUAAUGAUGUAAUUUUUAGAGAAAUAUAGCCUUCAUCAGUAUGUCCUAGUCUUGAAUAACAUACAAGUCAAAUUAAUAAUUGUUUCAAAAAGUUUCAAAAUGUCUAAAUAUUCUUCAUAGAAAACAUUAUAAAAUUGUCCCCAAAGUUUUCAUGAAUACAAUUUUGAUCUUUAGACAAUUUAUUGGCACUGAAUUUGAGAGGUCCAAGAUAAUCUUGAAGAGAUCUGUAAACGGAUGUCCUGCAGUGAGACGCUGGUAUUUACUUGUUUCGUUUGUUUUCAUUAGUGUUUUAAAUUUACGUAUAUCAAUACAAAUUACAUUAAGGGACCUGAAGGUCAAAUGCUAACUGUUGGCUUUUUGUUAAGGAUUUUUUAAUUAAUCAUAACUAACAUUCCUUUUUCAUUCAGGAUUAACAUUUAUAUGCUUUUGAAAACUAAAUGUCCCCAACACUGGGGCCAAAAUGUGCCUAUAACAAAAGGGGAAACUAACUAAACAGCUUUCUAAAUAUAUAACCUCAUGACUUGAGUAACAAGCUGAAGUAAUCAAGAAAUCCAGAUUUGCUUUUACCUAGUAACAGAGAAUUAUACAUAUGGAAAAACCAAUCAUAUUGUAAAAAAAUGAAGUAAAGAAUCAUGUCACCUUUUGUCAUGCUCCUAUUCUAUAAAAACUGUUGUACACUUUUUGUCAAGCAAAAUUCUCUUAAAUUGGUCCGUGAUCCUCUUGGCCAUGAAUAAACCAUAUCCGAAGGCA